Messenger RNA from Arabidopsis lyrata subsp. lyrata, 1191 nucleotides. RefSeq lists its product as uncharacterized. Lineage: Eukaryota; Viridiplantae; Streptophyta; Magnoliopsida; Brassicales; Brassicaceae. Bases 165 to 977 code for a protein of 270 amino acids. The transcript has 8 exons. The record is from RefSeq and is a predicted model, not a curated record.
CAACUCAUGUAAUGCGGCAAUUCAAGAUGACACGUGUAUUCAAAUUAGGGUUUUCUCACUUAUCAUCCGUACAUAAAAACGCCGCCGCCAAUCUUCUUCUAUGGAGCGUUUCCAGAUCUGAAGCUUGAAGUCGAGUCCGAAAUCAGCUCUCCUCUUGGUAAAAAAUGACUCAAACCAAUUUGCCAUUCCAAGUUGGUCAAAUUGUGGAGGUGAAAUCCUUCAUCAAAGGAUACCGCGGAGCUUGGUUUCGAUGCAAGAUAUUGGAAAUGACCAAUGAAAAUGGAGAACUAAGAUACAAGUUUAAGUAUCUUGACUUUCCAGAUGAACCGUUAGAUAAUGCACUAGUCUUUGAAACACCUAAAGGUGGGACGGAAAGUCAGCUAAUGCUUCGUCCCACAUAUCCACCACAUUAUCAUGAAAGUGAAUAUGUUAAUCUCGAGGGUGACGUAGAACCUCUUGUCGUCGUUCAUGAUUCUUGGAAAGUUGGAGAUUUAGUUGAUUGGUUGAGAGAUGAAAUUUAUUGGUCUGGAGAAAUUGUGGCAAUGAAGGGUAGGAGAUCAUGUCAGAUCGAAUUGCUACCUAAACCAGAGGGUGAAGGAGAGGUUUAUCUAGGUUUGUGUAAGAAUUUGCGUCCACGGUUGGAUUGGUCAGUGGAAGAUGGUUGGAAAGUGCCUUGCACUGUGGAUGGGCAAAAAUGUGCUAAGAUCGUGACAUCUAAGAAUGAAGAUGAAGGAAUUGCAGAUGAAUGCGAAACUGCAAAAGAGGAAACGAAGAAAGCCACAAAGCAAGUGGAAGGCAGUGAAGGUCUUAGGCUUAAUAUCAUGGAAUCAGAAUCAAUUGAAGCUGCUGUUUUGGACAUAGAAGAGCUUAUUGUUCGACUUGAUUGGCUUAAAGGAAAAUUAAAGCCGGAUGUUGGAGAAGGUGCAAAACCUUAUUGGAAGUAUGAAGAUUACCGCCCAUCUUCCUCGGGAAGAUGAAUUCGUAAUGGUAGUAGAAAAAAACUGAAGUUGUUCAUGAAGAAAGUAGAGAAAAUGAAGAAAAAGAAUCGACGAGUAAAAUGUGGAAGACACGACGACACGUACGUGAGUAGGAGGAAGCCAAAUAUAUUAAGUAGGUUCAGGUUGUUUAUAUCUUUUUAACUAACUCUAGAAUGCUUAAAGACUAGUUUCAAAGUUUGUACAUAUGUUUUAG